This is a messenger RNA of Peronospora matthiolae, 1845 nucleotides long. NCBI's taxonomy places the organism in Eukaryota, Oomycota, Peronosporomycetes, Peronosporales, Peronosporaceae. The record is from the annotation of a GenBank genome assembly.
AUGCCAACCGUGGGGGUGAAGCGCGACGAGCUGUUCGCGGCCAUGGGCCAGACGUACACGGACGAGGAGUUCGACGUCCUCUGCUUUGAGUUCGGCAUCGAGUUGGACGACAUCACAAGCGAGAAGCAGCUCAAGCAGCGCGAGCAGCAGGGCCAAGACAAGGACCAUUCAGCUCACUCAGACGCGGUGCUGUACAAGAUCGACGUGCCGGCCAACCGCUAUGACCUGCUGUGUGUAGAGGGUAUUGCCCGUGCACUGCGCGUCUUCUUGGAGAAGGAGCGCCCACCCGUGUUCGCGCUGGCGCCGAGGGCGGAGGGGGCGCACGAACUCUUGGUCAAGUCAUCUACCGAGCUUGUGCGACCAUACGUGGUCUCGGCAAUACUGCGGGACGUGCAGUUCACACAGGAGCGCUAUGACAGCUUUAUUGACUUGCAAGAUAAACUGCACCAGAACAUAUGUCGUCGCCGAACUCUUGUAGCGAUUGGCACGCACGACCUAGACACGGUGGAGGGACCGUUUACGUACAGUGCGCUUCCACCCAACGAGAUCAAGUUUAAGCCGCUGACUCAAAACAAGGAGUUUGAGGCGAAGGAACUGCUGGACUUUUACCGCACCGAUCCGGAUGUUAAGCAUAUUAAACCAUACACGGACAUCAUCUAUGAUUCGCCAGUGUACCCCGUGAUCACGGAUAAGAAUGGCGUGGUAUUGUCGCUCCCGCCCGUUAUCAACGGUGAACACUCGAAGAUUUCGCUCCAUACGAAAAACGUGUUCAUCGAGUGCACGGCGACUGACAUGACUAAGGCCAAUGUCGUACUGAACACGAUGGUCGCCAUGUUUUCUGAAUACUGUGCGAAGCCUUUCAAGGUGGAACCUGUGCGUGUGAUCUACGAGGAUGAAAGUGUUAACGCGAGCGAGAUGACGCCCGACUUGAGCAAGCGUUCGGUGGAGGUAGCGAUCAAGGAUGUCUAUUCAAUGCUGUUUGGCAAGGGCGAGCCGAUUGAGCUGGACAUUGACCGGAUGUGCAAGCUAUGCGACAAAAUGCAGCUGAACGCCAAGCCUUCUGGCAACGGAAAGACUAUUGUUGCAGAGGUCCCGAUUACGCGCUCGGAUAUUCUUCACCCUGUCGAUGUGAUUGAGGAUAUCGGCAUUGCAUACGGUUUCAACAACAUUCCGCUCUCGAUACCUCAGACCCAGACAAUUGGUAUGGCCCAGCCUCUGAACAAAUUGGGCGAUCUACUACGUGAUGAGAUUAGUCGUGCUGGCUACAUUGAGCUGCUCACUCACGCCCUGUGUUCGCACAAGGAGAACUUUGAGUACCUGAACCGUGAGGACGACGGUCACUCGGCUGUGGUGCUGUCAAACCCAGCCACGAUCGAAUUUGAGGUUGUCCGCACGUCGAUGUUGCCCGGUAUGCUAAAGACAUUACAGAACAACAAGGCCAUGUCGAUUAAAGAGGGUUUGAAGUUGUUCGAGGUCUCGGACGUUGUCGUGAUCGACAACAAAACAGACGUGGGUGCCAAGAAUGUGCGUCGUAUUUGUGCUGCCUACACCGGCCCAACCGACGGGUUUGAAGUCAUUCACGGUCUUGUUGACCGUAUUAUGCAGCUACUGGGUAUUCCGUUUCAGUUGGAGAUGGCUGUGGGUACGAAAGAGUACUAUACUAUCACGCCUGCGGAGGAACAUGCAUACUUUCCCGGCCGUUGUGCAUACGUGAUGCUGCAAAAAGAAGAUGCCGAGCCUCUGCGUUUGGGCUCAUUCGGCGUGCUGCACCCGGGCGUGCUGAAGAACUUCGAUUUGCUUAACCCGACUUCUGUUUUGGAGAUGGAUCUGGAGCCUCUGCUGUAA